This is a messenger RNA of Microthlaspi erraticum, 1299 nucleotides long. The record is from the annotation of a GenBank genome assembly. Lineage: Eukaryota; Viridiplantae; Streptophyta; Magnoliopsida; Brassicales; Brassicaceae.
AUGGCGCUUCUCCUCGCCAAACGCCAGCAAAGGUUCCCUUCGAACCCAUCUUUCAUUCGGUUUCUCUCCAAUUCCUCAUCGGACUCACCUCCAAAAGACGUGAACGAAUCGAUUGAAAAACCCUCCCAGUCACCGUCUUCUCCGUCGGACUUCUCGUACUCUUCUCCCUUCACCGACAUCAAAACAACCCUGAAGCAGAGAUUACAGCAGCAGCAGGAGCAAGGGAGAAACCCAUUUCCCAGAUCCGAUGCCCCAGCUCAGAAUCGGGGUCCGAUUAGGUUCUCCGAUAACCAGUCGCGCGGGUCGUCACAUGAUUUGGGGAAGAACCUCGCCAAUUUCGAGCGGAGAUCCACCGUUCCACCACCGAGGGAUUCAGGCGGUGUACUGCCAUCACAGCCUCGGCCGCAGAUUUCAUUGGAAGGUCUCUUUAAGCAGAACGCUGCACCGAACUCAUCGGCACCUAGAAAUCGGAAAGGCCAGGACUUCAAUUCGAAGAACCUAUUCGAAGAUCUGAAGAAUUUGAAGUCGCAGUCCUACACUUCAUUCAACAUGGACAAGGCGGGAUUAUCUUUACGAGGUUUCAAGGAUACUUUGAAGACGACACCCGAAGAAAACGUUAGCUCCGGGGAAGAAAUGAAUGGUAGGAAUGGAAGAGAAGGUGAAACAGAGAAAAUGGUGACCGAGUUCCUAAAGUUUUAUAGCGAAGAGGAAUUAGGCGAGAAGCUGAAGAUGCUUAGGCCGGAGGGAAAUAAAGGAGAAGGAUGGUUCUCGUUGCAGGAGUUGAAUCAGAGGUUGGUUAAGCUAAGGCAAGUGGAAGAGAAAGAGGCCCUGAAUCGGCGUGGGAACUUUGCGGCACUCACAAAUGUUAUAGCAACAAUGAAGGAGGAUGGUGUCAAAAACGAAGAGCAGAAUUUCGACAUUAUGGGUAUGGUCAAUUGGCGUACGCCUGAGUACAAGCUUCAUCCUCCAAAAGAGGAACUAUUUGAAACUUAUUUCCACCCAGAUAACAUGUCCUCUGCGGAGAAGAUGAAAUGCGAGCUCACGAAAGUCAGGGAAGAGUUCAAGAUGUCGGAAUCAGACUGUGGUUCUGCACGUGUGCAAGUGGCGCAACUCACUACUAGAAUCAAGCAUUUGUCAUCUGCUCUGCACAAAAAGGACAAGCAUUCACGGAAGGGACUUCUAGGAAUGGUGCAGAAACGAAAGAAGCUGUUGAAAUACCUUAGACGAACUGACUGGGAUUCUUACUGCCUUGUCCUGUCAAAACUCAGCCUUCGUGACAACCCUGAUUACAAGUUCUAA